This is a messenger RNA of Postia placenta MAD-698-R-SB12, 1206 nucleotides long. RefSeq lists its product as hypothetical. Gene Ontology annotation, molecular function: monoacylglycerol lipase activity; phosphatidylcholine lysophospholipase A1 activity. The transcript is spliced from 5 exons. NCBI's taxonomy places the organism in Eukaryota, Fungi, Basidiomycota, Agaricomycetes, Polyporales, Adustoporiaceae. The record is from RefSeq and is a predicted model, not a curated record. Bases 1 to 1206 code for a protein of 401 amino acids. Gene Ontology annotation, cellular component: endoplasmic reticulum membrane. Gene Ontology annotation, biological process: phosphatidylserine catabolic process; monoacylglycerol catabolic process.
AUGACCGAGCCACAGCGUCAUCAAGCGCAGAAUAAAGGGUUCCUGUCGCGGACACAGAAGAUCGCAUUCUACGCAACUAUUUUGUAUGCCGUUCUCAUCUUCCUGCUGUCCCAACCGACGAUUCAACGGCAUGUAGCGUAUCAGCAUUACCUCUCCGAGCCAUUCCGAGGUCGGCUUGAUGUUCCUGAGAAGUACGGUCUCGCUCCCGGAAAAACCCUCAAUACGAAGAUACUGACAUCGGACAACGUCACGCUCGGCGCUUGGUUCGUCCUCGCCGAUCCAUACUACCAAUCUCUCCGUUCCGGCGGGCAUCCCACGUCACAGCCGUCUCUCGAGACAAUCCAAGCAGCAAUCCAAGCAUAUCCCACUAUUCUGUAUCUUCAUGGCGCAGCCGGACGGCGCUCUACCACGUGGCGCGUGCAGGGCUAUAAUGCGUACACGUCUCGUAUGCAAGCCAACGUUCUUGUGAUCGAUUACCGCGGUUUCGGUGACAGCGAAGGAUCACCAUCUGAGGCGGGUCUGGCCUCGGAUGCAUACGCAGCCUGGACCUGGCUCGUCGAGCAGGGCGCAAGGUCCCACGAUGUAUUGAUUUAUGGACACAGUCUGGGCACCGGUGUUGCUGGCAAACUUGGCUCGCGGCUAGCCAGAGAGAAUGUGAAGCCUCGGGGGAUUGUACUGACUGCUCCAUUUUCGAGCCUAUCUUCCGUGGUAGAGACGUACAACAUCUUUGGCUUCCCCGUUCUGCAGCCGCUACAACAGUUUGCGUGGGGAAGAAAGUUGAUCAAGCGACUGACAAUUGAAGAGUACAACACGCUGUCUGUCAUCAGAGAGUUCAACGUUCCUACCUUGAUCGCACAUGCAGUGAAUGACUUUGAUGUUCCUCAUACACACUCCCGCACGCUUCUCGACCAUCUGCUUGACCCCUUACUCCCUCCCGCCGUCGAUCUCCCAUCUGCACCUGGUACUCCCAUGUCAGAAGAGGGGUAUGCGGCCUUCAUCGAGGUGCAAGGCAAGAGAAGGGAAGCAAGGGCGACACUGGUCAGAAAGGUCGAAGUACCGAACUUCGGUGUGGUGGAGGAGUUUGACGGUACAUAUGGGAAGGUCAUUUACGUUGAGACGAUGUGGGGCUCCCACGCCUUGGUGGGGUUGCAAGAAGGCGUGCAAGAUGCCAUAAUUUCGACGUUUCGUUUGGGUGGUCGUUUGUGA